AUGAUAUCUGCUAGAAUUAAUGAAUUCAAUAAGAAAUGUGAUAUUACAUUUCAAAUUUAUACUCAUAAUAAUAGAAAUUUGCGCCCCACAAUUGUAAAAGAGGAAUUAGAUUGGGUUUUAUAUUUGCACAACUCACAUUUCUGUCUUAUAAGAAGAAAUAAAAAAAGUUUGGGUAUUAAAGAAAUAGAAGAUAAUUAUGAACAAGUUUGGAAAACGUGUGGAGACGAUAACGCAGUAACACAGGUUUCACCUCUGAAACAAAACGUGUUUUCAAGUAUAAAUGAUGCUGGGUUAUUUGCUUGGGAUUUUGAAACGUAUUCAGAAAGUGAAACGCGUAAAGCAAUUCCUUAUGCGUCCAGAGGAAUUCUAUCUUUACCUUUAUCUAAUCCAUACACAGAUGAAGAUUUACAGAAAAAAUGGAAAAAACAGAAAGAAAUAACAAGUAAUAAUAAUUAUUUACAACAUAUUAAUUUCACAUGUUCCUAUCAACAUGAAACAUCUAGUUUAGCGGCAUGGGGUAAUUCAUCUAAUCUACCAAUGAAUUUGAGAAAGAUCACUGAUAUCGAUAUUGCAAAAUACACCAAAGAUAACUGGGAAUCUUUAAGACACGAAUGGGAACCUUACGCUAAAAGAGAUACGUUAUGUCUUGGAAGUUGUUUGAUAAAAUAUAACCAAGUCACGAAAGAAGUUGUAAACCAAAAUAUGUCCAAUAAUCUAACGGCUCCAUCUUUAUCUUUUAAGGGUUGGUAUUAUUUGUAUCAUUACGAUAAAGAAAUGGUUGAAGAAGAAUGGUAUGAAACUACUAGAAUGGUUGCGAAACAUACAGAAAAAGAAAAUAUAGAAAAAGUUUAUUCGCACACUAAUCCUUUUAUAAGACAUUAUAUCAGACGAUCUAUUAAAGGAGGAAGAGUUUCGGCAAAUAGAAAAAUAUUUGAAACGAACAAAAUGGAUGAAAUUUGUAAUGUAUUAAAGGAAUUUAUUUCACAAAGUGAAACACCAAGUGAAACUGAAAGUAUUUCACAAAGUGAUAAUUCACAAAGUGAAACACCAAGUGAAACUGAAAGUAUUUCACAAAGUGAUAAUUCACAAAGUGAAACACCAAGUGAAACUGAAAGUAUUUCACAAAGUGAAACACCAAGUGAUAAUUCUCAAAGUGAAACACGAAGUGAUAAUUCAAGAAGAGAUAACAUAAUUAAUCUAUUCAAAGAAUACAGCGCCAGCACAAAAGACAAAACAGAAGUUAAUUCAAAACUUAAAAAAAUAAAAUGUACUAAACUAAUGGCAUUUGAUGCUAAUGGUUUGUACGCUUCAGCAAUGUCGGAUUUAGACAGUGAAUAUCCAAAAGCGGAAAGUGCUAGACCGUUUCUACCAGAAGAAGAAAGAAAAUUUUUAAAACUCUAA
Messenger RNA from Lottia gigantea (owl limpet), 1401 nucleotides. RefSeq lists its product as hypothetical. The transcript is spliced from 2 exons. The record is from RefSeq and is a predicted model, not a curated record. Bases 1 to 1401 code for a protein of 466 amino acids. Lineage: Eukaryota; Metazoa; Mollusca; Gastropoda; Lottiidae.